Tigriopus californicus is the source of this 580-nucleotide messenger RNA. RefSeq lists its product as uncharacterized. The transcript is spliced from 2 exons. Bases 51 to 521 code for a protein of 156 amino acids. NCBI's taxonomy places the organism in Eukaryota, Metazoa, Arthropoda, Copepoda, Harpacticoida, Harpacticidae. The record is from RefSeq and is a predicted model, not a curated record.
UGAAUGGCAAGCUCAUCAGGACAGUCUGAACAUACAUUCAGGUUCACAAUAUGAAGCUCUCAAUUGUAUGCUCAAUUGCAAUUCUUGCCACCUUGGGGCAUGCCAAAACCAUGACUGACCUUCAGGGUGAUUCUUUGGAUAGAGGAGGCCGAUAUUAUGGAGGUGGCCGUCGUUACUACUCCAAAGGCCACUCUAGCUAUUCUGGAGGUGGUGGAGGAGGAGGAGGCAUUACUGGUGGAAGAAGUGGUGGCUACUCUGGUGGAUCUGGCUAUUCUGUUGGGGGCGGCGGCGGCCAUGGUGGUGGCUACUCUGGUUAUUCUGGUGUGGUGGUGGUGGCGGCCAUGGUGUUGGCUACUCUGGUUAUUCUGGCGGAGGUGGUUACUCUGGCUAUUCUAAGGGUGGUGGAGGCAACGGCGGCUACAAUGGGGGUUACGCAACUGGUGGUCACUCUGGUGGUGGAGGAGGUGGUUACAGAUCUGGUUCCUCAUAUAGCAGCUACAAGGGCGCUAUUAUUAGAAUGAAAUUGUUUGCAUUGUACUAAUGUUUAAAAAACUAAAAUAAACUUGAGCUUGGUAUUGCA